GUGGCGACGGUGGUGGUGGCGGCGGCGGCGGUAACGGAAGCGGAAGUGGCAGCAGAAGCAGCAGCAGCGGAGGUGGUGCUGCUGGAGACGAAGAAGAAGAAGAAGAAGAAGUCGUCGUCGUUGUCGGGAACGGAAGAAACGAAAAUAUCGUCGACGGUCUUCUCAGAGAUUGUGGCAGCAGCACGGAACCCAGUAUUGGCCUCACGCCCGACGACGAGAGUCCUUCUUUAGGACAUCAAUCGGAGGACGACGGUUACAUGAGCAUGAAUGGACGGAAAGCGAAAAUGGCGUUGUUAGCAUUACGACCGGUUCCGGACUGUCCGGAGCCACAAGAUUCAGCGGGAUUACCAUCGCAGGAAUUUCCUCCGCCCCCCGAAGAAGCAGAACGCAUUAUUUCUACCCUAUUACCGAUAGUCUCCCCCGGAAACUCGUCGAAGAGAACGAGCCAAUCGUCGGAACGACGAAGUGGUAGACAGCAAUGGAUGAUAACUAUGGAGGAUAGCAUGCGCCACGGAAACGCGGUUACCACCCAGACAACUCUUCCGAAGACCCGACAUCGAAGACCGUACGGAUGGGAGAACGGUAACGCAGAUAUGGGUAGAACGAAACGAGAACCAGCAAGUUCUAGCCCGCCAAGUAAAUUUGCUAGUCUACCGUACGAUACCAAAGUGUCGUUCAAUUGGAUACCACCUAGGACUAAUCCAUGCACCAUCGAGAAACACCGUGAAGUUAGGCGUCGUUCGUCCGAGGAGGAUCUGGAGAGGGAUCGUCGUCGUAAGAAUCCUGAAAAGGAUCGGACCUCACAUUUGCGAAAACAGAGGCAAAACGAGAUCAUGAAGUCAAGCAGCGUGGAGGAUAGAUUACUGAUGAAUCAUAAUCACAGUCAUAGUCACAAUCGUAUUCAUAAUCGUAGAGGUUUAGGAGGAGGAGGUGGUGGAGGUGGAGGAAUAGGAGUAGGACUAGGACUAGGAGGAAUUGGUGGUGGUGGUGGUGGAGGAGAAGGAGGUAGCAGCAGUAACGGUGGUGGUAGCAAUGGCGGUGAUGCAAGUGGCGGUGAUGCCAGUGGAGCAGGGCUCGAAGAAAUCGGUCAAAGACGACGUAGAAACGAUUCGGACUCGAGCGAGGGCAGAUUUUCACGUAACUCGGAAUCCGAAAGAUCGUCGAUACCACGUUCGAGUUCGGUAAGCGUCGAGAGGUUCUCGAUGAGAGCCAACUGCGACUCGUCGGACUUUUCCAGGGCGAAUUCAACCUCGAACGAAAGAUUCCACUCGGAUUUCUCGAUAGCCGUGGCAAGUGCCAGCUCGAAUGAUCACGUUUCCAUACCAACCUCCGAUCCAUUCUCCAUUCGGAAUCUCGACUUUGUUUCGUUUUCAUUGCCACGUGCCGAAUCAAGCGAAAGAUUUUCCGGUCGCACCUCCGACAGAUGUUCGGAGGAACGUUACUCCGACAUGUUCUCGACGAGAAAUUCCGAUUUCUCAACGAGAAAUUCAACCGACUUUCGUACUCAAUCCGAAGAGGAAAGAUUUUCCGACGAUUCCUUGGAAGAGCUCUUACCACCACCACCGCCCAUCAGUAAGAGACACUCGAUCGCUUGGGAAGUGUCCUUAGAAGACGAUCCUCUUUACGCCCCUGGUAGCACCAAAGUUGUCGGUAGGAGACGUCGAAAGAGCAGCGACGUUUCCAGCGUUGGAUCGGCAUCGAAACUACGUGACUUUGACGAUUGGCAAGAUCCAAGGCUCUCGACUACGGACGACGAUUUGAUAUCACCUUACUCGGAUUCCUCGACGAAUGAUCUCGAUCAAAUUCGUCCACAGGAUUUGAGCAAAAACGGGACGUACGUAAUACGACGUGGCCGUAAAAAGGAACGAAAAGUUUUGCCAAAGAGCGCUGCCACCAAGACGAAAAGUUUGUCGUUCGAGAAAGCUGAGGAAAAUCGAUUUUCGGACGUUAAACGAUACUCGACAACGUUCGACAAUAUUAAAAGUCUUUUGAAGGAUAAUAAUAAAAUGAUGGAGGCUGGUAAAAAAAGGAGAUCGUCGGAAGAAAAAUCGGAAGAUUUGGACGAAUUACCGAACGAGUUUGCCGACAACGUACCACCACCGGAUCUGAUCAGAGUCGUUUCCUUACCGAUAACCAACAACAACGAUAAUAAUAAUAAUAACAAUAGCAACGACGACGACGACGACGACGACGAAGAAGAAGACGAAGACGACGAAAAUGACGAAGAAGAAGAAGAGGAAGAGGACGCGGAGGACGAAGAGGAAGAAGAACACAAUCGUGCUGUACCUAAAAAUCUUGGCGUAAAGAUUAAUUCCGAGGAAACGUCGGUAGGACAAAAAUUGUUCGGCAAAAUGAAAAAGGAACGUCAUCAACAACAACAACAACAACAACAACAGUUGAGCGAAAUUUCACGCGAAAGGUUAACGUUGAAUAAUUUUUCCAUCAGCACCAGCAACAAAGAUACGAGCAAGGAUUUUGGUAUCGAUAGAGAAUGCAACGGUGGUAUACCACUUUCAAUUUCUGCAUCUAAAGCAUUGGAUAUCGGUAAACCGAUCGAUUUUCUUCUCGAAGAAAGAUCGAAAAAAUUAACGAGUACUACUAGCAGCGAAAGAUUGUCAUCCAAAAUACCGGUCAAUCUUUUGAUCGAGGAUCAAAUAGUGAAAAAGGCAUUGAACGAAAAUCGCAGACAAUUGGAAAAGGUCAGCGAUGCCAUCAAGGAGAUUGAAAACGUUAAGAACAGCGAGUCUUAUUCCGAAAACAAACGAUGGAAAAAUGGCGACGUUAGGGCAUCCUCUAGGAGGAACAGUUACGAGAACGAUUCGAUCGAACGAGCAAAUCGAAAAACUUUGGGCAGCCCUUACGAGCCGAGAAAUAGAAAACAACAGAGUUCAGAUUCGGAAACUUCGAAGACCAGCUCGGAGAGCGAUUUCGAUCGACGAAAAGCUAAUGGGACGGACAUUUACGCGUCUGGUAGAAGAUUGAGACAAAAUGGUUUAGAAUGUCAUAAAAAUAAUCAGAAACAAAUCGAGCAUGUGAUAGAUGCUAUAUUGGAGGACUCAAAAAAUCCUGACUUUCAGGUAAGCGUCGAGGUGCUCGAGUUCCCGCCAUUGCCACCGUCACCUGUCGAGGAAGCGGAUGAAGAAAGUUCGGAUGUUGGACAAAACGCAGUAAUCAGUAAUACCAGAUCAAAGAGUCAUAGUAGUAACAGAACAAUGGAAUACAGGCCUAGAGUGCCGCCUCAUCGCAGCCAAGUGAUCGAUACCAAAGAUCAUCAAACCUCGCUCAAUACGAGAUCGAUGGAUGCCGGAUUUUCACGUGGCAGACGUACACCGACAGCCAGUAAUUCUAGAAGAGAGGUACCGGUGGAAAGAAGGACACUGCCAACGGAUUUGCCAGGGCCCUCAUCGAGACGUCGACCAUUCGCUAAGAGAAAUUCACCCUCUACGGAUGGGGGGGGAUGCAUUUCGAGCGUUUCUGGUGUGAACGGUGGUGUCAACGGGGCUACCGUUGCUCAUGGCAGUGCCAAUGGGGGUGGUGGAAGUGGUGUCAAUGGUGGUGGAGUUAACAGCGGAACCGCGACUAACGUCGUUGCAGCAGCCAGUGGUGUUGGAGGAACAACGGGCAUGCAAACUUCUUGCUCGUUACCGGAAACUCCUGUUUUUGCCAGGGGCAGCGAUAUUCCAAGGACUCCUCAGCAUGCUGGGGGGAACCAAGCGCAAACUCGCAGGCAACCCGGUUGGUACGCACCGACUACAGCAACCACUGGCGGGUAUCGAAGGAACAAUCCUGGUCUGGAACAGGCGAUUAUUGGAACGGAAUUGCUCCGACUGGCUGGUGGGCCCAAUCGUGGAUGGUACCCAACGAGAAAAGCCAAUCAACCGCGGCCAGCUUCUAUCGAACAUCUCGAACGGCUUAACAACGCUUACGACGCUAGAUUACCAACUGGCACUGAUCAGAGGAAACCGUUAACCCUGCCGACGAACAUCACGCCCAACAAAUACUUCGGCCAAAGUAAGCACAGCUCCGCGUCCAGCACUCGCGAGGCGCUACGGAGGGUCACUAGCUUGCUCAUCAAGAAAGGGAGUGGCAGUAAAGAUGGGAAAAGUAGUAAGGACAACGCUUUACCUUCUGGUCCUUAUGCCGCCGCUGAGAGUGGCGAGGCGCCAAAGAAGAAGGGCUUUUUCAAGGGUUUCUGGAAAAGAUCACGACAUUAUUCGUUGGAGAACCAAUAGCCCAGGUGUGGCAGGGUGAUCAACGGUUGGCAAAGACAGAGACAGGGCCAUCAACAGCAGCAACAACAACAACAACAACAGCAACAGCAACAACGUUCCCAGCAACGCGUUGCCACGAGGACUCUUGCUAGCAACCCCUGCUGUUGCAUCGUUCAAUAACCGCGAAUCUUUCCUCCGUAAAAUAUCGUUUACACGAUAUAAUACUCCCUUUUCAUCUAUAUACAUAGGUAUGUCCGCGUCUGGGUUGCUUAUGCUACCAGAUCAUGACCAUCAUGAUCAGAACAAAAAUUAGAAUGAAAAAGAGAAAGAGAGAGAAAGAGAGAGAGAGAGAAAGAGAGAGAGAGAGAGAGAGAGAG
Polistes canadensis is the source of this 4588-nucleotide messenger RNA. Its product is annotated as AF4/FMR2 family member 4. The record is from RefSeq and is a predicted model, not a curated record. NCBI's taxonomy places the organism in Eukaryota, Metazoa, Arthropoda, Insecta, Hymenoptera, Vespidae. The transcript is spliced from 10 exons. The coding region runs from base 258 to 4232 and encodes 1324 amino acids.